AUGGCGUCUCCAGUCGCAGCGACAGACUUAACAACUUUUUCGUCGCCACCCUCACAUUUACGUAUCCCACCUUUUUGGCCUGAAAAACCUGCUAUAUGGUUCGCUCAAAUUGAAGGACAGUUUGCAGUGAUGCGUAUAACCGAUGAUGCGACCAAAUUUUACCACAUCUUGAGUACCUUAGACAGGCAGUAUGCAGCCGAAGUUGAAGACAUUCUUACCGGCCCACCUGACUACAAUCGACUCAAAGAUGAGCUCAUCAAGAGACUGUCAGUGUCGCGGGAGAAUAAGGUUAAGCAGUUGCUCAUGCACGAACAGCUCGGAAGCCGCAAGCCUUCGCAAUUCCUACGGCACUUGCAACAUCUCGCUGGCCCCGGAAUACCCGAGGACUUCGUCAAAACAAUUUGGACAAGCCGCCUACCCACUGGAUUGCAGCCAAUCAUCGCUUCGCAGUCAUCGUUGUCUCUCGACGCACUGGCGGAACUUGCCGACCGGGUCAAUGAGAUCGCGACCCCGGCACCGCAGGUAGCAAGCGCUACCACGUCUACACAUAUUGACGAGCUGACACGACAGGUAGCAGAGCUGACGAAACAAGUGAGUGCACUGACCGCGCAAGUUAACCAUCACCCAAGCAGAGGACAACGGAGACCGACAAAGCAACAGCGCAGCAGAUCUUCAUCUCGCCGCCGGUCACAGUCUAACUACAGACAGCACCCCAUAUGUUGGUAUCACUUCAGAUAUGGUACCAAAGCCGUCAGAUGUGUCCAGCCGUGCGACUACAAGGCGUCGGAAAACAGUCAACAGUCCGGACAGUCGCUGAUGGCGACACAAGACUGCCGCAAUACCACGGGUCGCCUCUUCAUCACGGACAGUAAAACUAAGAAUCAAUUCCUUAUUGAUACCGGUAGUGAUAUAUGUGUCUACCCAGUGUCCGCACUUAGAGAGCGUCGUUAUAAAACUUCUUUUCAACUCAGUGCCGCGAAUGGUUCAGUGAUAAAUACGUAUGGAUAUAUCGAACUUAAUCUUAAUUUAGGUUUACGUCGUGACUUCCCAUGGCGCUUUGUUGUUGCUGAUGUCACAAUGGCUAUUAUUGGUGUUGAUUUUCUUUCUCAUUACAACCUUAUUGUUGACAUCAGCAACCAACAACUUAUUGAUACUUUAACCAAUCUUAAGUUUGUAACAUCUAUAUGUAAAAAUAAUUGUCUUGUCACAAGUGUAAAAAUUCCAACUGGUGGUAGUGGUAGGUAUCACAAUAUUUUAGCACAAUAUCCGGAAAUAACUCGCCCCGCUGGUACUCCGGGUAUCGUCAGACACCACACGACACACCACAUCAUCACCACACCAGGUCCACCUGUAUCGCUGCCGCCCCGUCGUCUCGCUCCAGAUAAAUUGAGAAUCGCCAAGCAGGAGUUCGAUGCCAUGCUACGUAACGGCACGGCACGCCCUUCCUGCAGCCCUUGGGCAUCACCACUGCAUCUGGUGUCGAAAAAAAAAGACGAUGGCUGGCGUCCAUGUGGCGACUACAGGUCAUUAAACGCACGAACCAUACCCGACAAAUACCCUAUUCGUCAUAUACAUGACUUUUCACAUUGUUUGUCCGGAUGCACAAUUUUCUCGGUAGUGGAUUUACAAAAAGCUUAUAAUCAGAUACCAGUAGCUAAGGACGACAUUUUAAAGACAGCGAUCACAACACCUUUUGGAUUAUUCGAAUUUCCGUAUAUGACAUUCGGACUGCGCAAUGCGGCGCAAACUUUUCAAAGAUUCGCUGACGAGAUGACGCGUGGACUGGACUUCACCUUUCCUUAUAUCGAUGAUUUUUUAAUUUUUAGCAGGUCAGCCCAGGAGCACGAAGACCACCUGCACCAACUCUUCACACGCAUGAAAGAGUAUGGCGUUUUGGUUAAUACUACCAAAUGUGUCUUCGGCGUCCCAGAAGUCACGUUUUUGGGUUAUCAAAUUUCCGAAAAAGGUACCAAGCCUUUGGUAAGCCAGGUCGAGGCAAUCGCAAAAUUUCCGGUCCCGAAAACCGUCAGAGAACUCCGGCGAUUUUUGGGCAUGAUUAAUUUUUAUCGCCGAUUCCUACCCAAUGCUGCCCAAGUACAAGCGCCUCUCAACGCAUUGCUAGUUGGUUCCGUAAAAGGUGCACAACCCGUAGUUAUCGAGGGAAAGUCAUUGCAAGCCUUCCAAGACUGCAAAACCAGCCUAUGCAAUGCAGCUCUCCUAGCCCAUCCCGAUACUCAAGCAAAGUUGAGUCUCGUGACAGACGCUUCGGACUCUGCAAUAGGUGGAGUACUCCAGCAGCUUAAAGGUGGAGAUUGGCAGCCGUUAGCAUUUUUCUCUCGCAAAUUGAGCCCCUCGCAGUCAAAAUACUCGCCGUACGACCGAGAGCUUCUCGCCAUAUAUGAGAGCAUAAAAUACUUCCGGCAUAUGCUGGAAGCAACAAACUUUACUGUGUAUACUGACCACAAACCUUUAUGUUACGCAUUUCAGCAGCCGAAGCAUAACUGUUCGCCGCGUCAGUACAGACAUCUGGACUUCAUCUCUCAGUUCACCACGGACAUAAGGUUUGUUUCGGGCAAAGACAACCUUGUCGCUGACACCUUGUCUCGCAUCUGUGAACUGCAGAUGCCUGUGGACUUGGAAGAAAUGGCCAAGCUACAAACCACAGAUCCGGAGCUGGCAGAACAUUUAUCGGGUGGAACCUCUUUACGCCUGACUAAGAUGAGCGUCCCUGGAAGUCAAGCUGUUUUGUACUGCGACGUCAGUACGCAGAUGCCCAGGCCGUUUGUCCCACGAGAGAUGCGUCAGAAGGUAUUUCAGUGCCUUCAUUCACUCAGCCACCCCGGUCCCAACGCUUCAGCCAAACUCGUUGCACAACGAUUCGUUUGGCCACUAAUGCGGAAAAAUUGCCGUGAAUGGUCUAAGGCAUGUUUGAAUUGCCAGCGCUCGAAGGUCACAAGACACGUCACCGCCCCUGUGGGCAGGCAUGACCUACCUUCAGCACGAUUCAAACAUGUCCACCUAGACUUGAUCGGACCCCUACCGCCAGCAGGUGAUUAUCGGUACUGCCUUACAGCCGUCGAUCGCUUUACGCGAUGGGCAGAAGCUGUACCUCUAACCGACAUCACCGCCAAAACAGUGGCCACAGCAUUCAUUUCAUGUUGGGUGUCCCGAUACGGUUGUCCUGUCGAGGUUGUCACCGACCGCGGCAGACAAUUCGAGUCGGAUUUAUUUCUACGGUUGUCCAAGUCCAUCGGCUUUGAUCACCGUAGAACAACAGCAUAUCAUCCACAGUGCAACGGUUUGGUUGAACGUUUUCGCCGGCAGCUGAAAGCUGCGAUAACUUGCCACGCAGACGCAAACUGGACUGAAACCUUGCCACUCGUCCUUCUCGGUAUAAGGACUGCUUUCAAGGAAGACCUCCAAACGUCAUCGGCAGAGCUGAUACACCACCCACUGUACCAGAUACACCACCCACUCCACCACACCAACACCUUCCAGUAA
Molecule: messenger RNA, 3501 nt
Organism: Bombyx mori (domestic silkworm)
Lineage: Eukaryota; Metazoa; Arthropoda; Insecta; Lepidoptera; Bombycidae
Exons: 2
Coding region: 1-3501 (1166 amino acids)
Biological process (GO): DNA integration; proteolysis
Molecular function (GO): nucleic acid binding; aspartic-type endopeptidase activity
Source: RefSeq, a predicted model, not a curated record